Xenopus laevis (African clawed frog) is the source of this 1168-nucleotide messenger RNA. RefSeq names its product C-C motif chemokine 28 (gene ccl27.L). Lineage: Eukaryota; Metazoa; Chordata; Amphibia; Anura; Pipidae. The coding region runs from base 526 to 945 and encodes 139 amino acids. The record is from RefSeq and is a predicted model, not a curated record. The transcript is spliced from 3 exons.
UGCCUAACUAACUAUAUCAUAAACAUUUUUUUAUUUUGCACAGCCUAUCUAUUUACCCAGUUUUUGUUUUUACACUGAACUGUUCCUUUAAUGAAUGGAAUUUUUUGGUGCAACUGACUGCAGCCAACUUGCGUGGCUGCAACUGAAGUGGUAAAUGAGCCCUUAUGAUAAAUUCCACUGUCCCACGUACCAUUGCUUGCAUCCAAGGGUAAAAACAACAGCUAAGCUUGACUGUGAUACGUUUGGUUGCACUUAUCCAUCCACGGUGGAAGUUUCUUCAGCCCAUUUAUCAUAACUAAUUAGCAUAACGUUGUUUACAGUUUAAGGUUGAAAUCCAAGUUCUACUAGUUCAGGUUCCAAAUCUCACCCCACUGCUCUUUAUAAGUGAAAGAAAAGACAUCUGCCUGGGGUGAUGGGCUCUACCUUGAUCUACACGUGACUUGGGCGGAGAAUAUCCACAAGACACGUCUGUGUGUGAUCGAGCCGACAGUGCAGGAGGCAUCUUACCUUGCGACAGACGUGGAUAUGAAACCACUGGCUUGGCUCAGCGCUGCAUUGUUCUUGGGUUUGGUGCCGAUUUCUGAAGAAUUCUUUUCAGGCUCCAUCAGUUGUUGCACUGAACACUCAGAUAAGGUUUCUCAGGGUCUCUUACAAAGAGUGCGAAAAUUUGAGAUCCAGCAAAACAACGGCAUAUGUAAUAUCAGAGCUGUGGUGUUAUACACAAAACAUAAAGCUCUCUGUGUCAAUCCCAAUAAUGUCCUUCUCAAUGAAUGGAUAGAAAAACAGAAAGGAAAGGGAAAGAAGAAAAAGAACAACUCCUGGGGCAGUAAGAAGAAAAAAAAGGGAAGAAAGAAACACCGGGGGAAAAACUUGAAACGUAAAAACCGAAAACCAACCAAAAAAGACACUAAGAAAUCUGCACUCCCCUCCAAGCAGACAUUCUAAGGUCGGGCCACUCACAAAGUAAAUCCCAUGCUCAGGGGUGAUUCUGGGACCCAGAAGAUGGUCUUCCCAAUGCAGCGCUAGUACAGAGAUACAAUUACACUCUCUGCACUCCAAAAACCGAACUUUUGCUACAAAACGGGUUGUUCACCUUUAAAUUAAAGGAGAAGGAAAGGCUAAAAUGAAGUAAGCUUUAUCAGAAAGGUCUAUAUAAAUAUACCAGUAA